ACAAAACCGUACACUCAUAAAAAAAAUCCCAGUCGAAGCCAUUAAAUAAUCCAAAAUACAUUCAGAUUACACAUAUUCUCAAUUCGGCACAAAAUCGGAUUUAUGUGUGCACAAAUGAGGACGAAUCGUCCGAUUAUAUGUUUCUGCUUGGCGCUGAAGCGGUUAACUCCAUACCCGGAAAGGGCGAAGUCUGCACAGCAACAAGCGCCAUGAUUGCGUUGCAAAGAGCGCCUCAGCAGCUGGGCAUGAUGGAGCAGCUGGAAGAGGAGCUUACGUGCCCAGUCUGCUGCGGUCUCUUCGAGGACCCGCGGGUGCUGCUGUGCUCGCACAGCUUUUGCAAGAAGUGCUUGGAGGGGCUGCUGGAGGGCAACCGGGGUCCGGCUUUCAGGGCGCCUUUGAAAUGUCCCACGUGCCGAAAAGAGACCCCCCAUAACGGCGCGAGCAGCCUGCAGAUCAACUACUCUUUGCGCGGCAUCGUCGACAAGUUCAGCAAAAUUAAAGGGAUGCCCAAAAUGUCCGCUUGCAAGAAACACUGCGGGCAGCCGCUCAACAUAUUCUGCGCCACCGACCUGAGGCUCAUUUGCGGAAUCUGCGCGACGACCGACGAGCACAGAGGCCACGGCUUCAGCUCCCUGGAGGACGCGUAUGAGCGAGAGAAGGGGGCGUUCGGAGACCUGCUCCAGGAGGCGGAGAGCUGGCCGAGCGCGGACACCCUGUCCUGCCUGGAGACGCUGCAAGGCAGCAAGAAAAAGGCGCUCCAGUCGGUGGGCAGGGACGCGGAGAAGGUGGCCGACUACUUCGACAAGCUCAUCGUAUCCCUCGAGUGCAAAAAGAGCGAGAUCCUCUCCGACUUCGAGACGCUAAAGCUGGUGGUGAUGCAGGCGUACGACCCGGAGAUCUCCAAGCUGAGCGCCGCGCUGGAGGAGCAGAGUCGCGCGCUCCGCCUGGCGGAGUCCGUCAGAGGCGUCUCCGACCCGCUGUGCUUCCUGCAACACAUGCAGGAGUUCCGUGAGAAGAUCAAAGUCCUGAAGGAGACCGCCCUGCCCUCUCCGAAAGACAUGGAUGUGGGGCCCCUUGUGCGUAAUUUCGAUGUGAAAAAGUGGGAUUCCCUCCGGCUCCGAGAAAUAGACAAGAUCUCGGUCCCGCACGAAAGUGGCGCCUACCAAACAGGUGGCUCUCGGAUGUCAUCAUGGUCCAAAUGGAUCGUUUGGUGCCUGGUCUUCCUGUCAACACUACCUGUCUUUUUCCUGUCACCGCCGUACACUGCAAUCGAUGAGACCUCAGGAAUCCAAGCGCUGAUCACUGAAUGUGUCCCUUCCGCUUCUCCGUACCUGCAGGAAAUCAAAGACAUGUGCGCAGGUCUGAUCGAAGCAGGUCAGGAACAUGUGAUGAGGUUCAUUUCCACUAUUUUCACUCGUAACUCAUCCUAAUUCGUGCAGAAGAGCAGCGAAUGAAUGGAAACACCGAUACUUGUUUACAUUAUGUUGUGCUAUUUUAUUAUUAUUAUUAUUAUUUUUUUUACCUUUGGUCCUUAAUGAAGCCUGGAAAUCCAACAAUCCUCUUCUAAAUCCUCAGAGGUUGCAGUCUAAACCUAAUUAUGUUUUUGGUUUUUUAUUUUAUUUAAUUUUGUACAUUAAUAAUAUAUUUUUUUAAAACUUGAAUUUUGGAAAAAUAAAUUUGGAGAAUCCCGAGUCACUGCUAUGGUUGUUUUCCUUCAGAGCGACAGGGUGAGAUCAGGCUGCCGCUGUAGAAACUCAGCGCUCCGCGCAUCACCGUGAUGCUGCAACCUCUUCAAGGUUACAAACGUUACGUAACAGGGCCCGUGAGAAGCGGGCUGCAGAGGAAGGUACGAAGACACUGCUCGGUCAUGUUUUCAGUGAAACAGAAAAAUUGCUCAACGUGUAGCAGCAGUCAGAUGCUCAACUUCAGCACUUAAUAAAUGCUGAUUCGCCACAUUUUAUUUUUUAUUUUUCUCUUUAAGAAAAUCAGAUCUGAGCCUCUGCGGCUCUUUCGUUUCACGGCUGGCAGUGCGAAAUCCAGAAGGUGCGCCCUUGUUAAAAUAAAUGGCGCAGAGCAUAAUUUACUCCCUAAAAAUCUGAUUUCUUUCUUUCUUUCUUUCUUUUUUGCGAGCAGUGACAGCGCAGGGAAAAUUCUUCAGAUUUCGGAUUGGAGAUCGUUUCCCCACCAGCAGUGUUUAUUGAAAAGAGGUCAGCUCACACAAUUAAGGCGGGAAUUAUUAAAAUCACUUAAAUGUAUUUAUUUUUUACUCUGGUACAUGCGGGGAUCUCUUGUGUGGAGUGGGAGGAGGGGUGAACAGACCAUGAAGUGAAGCAGUGAUGUCAGCAAAGACAUUAAUUCAGCAUAUACGUCACCCAGGUCUGUACAUAAGCCCAUAACAUAUAUAGCUUACUGUUGCCAGGCAAAUAUAGGAUGAGGCAUUAAUAUUUUAAAUCCUGUGCCACAUUUUUAUAUAAUUCAUGUUGUUUUUCUAUAUAAAGACUAAAAGGUGAAGCUAUAGUCAUGGCAUAACAAAACGCAAAAGCGCGAAGUCCUCCAGUUAAUAUGCACAUAGAUGUUAGGAAUAAGCCUCUUACCCAGUUAUGAAACUUGAGUACCAAGGUCUGUUUUUUUUUUUAAAAUACAUAUAUAUGUUGUCAGGAUGAAUCGUAGAUUUUUUGCGUGCAGAUUACAUACCAGAAAAGUAAAAAAAAAAAAAAGAACGAGAGAAAAAUAUUGCCAUAUUUAGGCUAUAACUAAAUGGCGCAAGGUAUUUAUUCACGCGAAGGUAAAAAGGAAUUGUAUUGACGGGAAAAUGCUAUUUUAAUCACACUGAAGCAUAUUUUUAAAAGGUUUCACAAACUAUGAAAACAGGCCAUUUUUAAUAAAAUCAGUGUAAAGGAAAAUUGCUACAUGACAGCUUCCAAAUUAAGAAUUUGUAUAUUUUUAUGUGGACAGAUUUAGUUUCGUCAGUCGGUAUUAAAGAGUGUCAGGAGAAAUUUAAAGGGAGCUAAAAUACAGGCAAUUCACUUCAAAGUAAAACAUUAAAAUAUGUAGGCCAUAUUUUCAGCAUGGUGACUUCAAGGAGAAACCGGCUUUUUACAUAAAACCGCAACUAUUGCAGCAUUAAAAUGAAUCUCGGAUUUUUUUUCUUUUUUUUUAAAAAAAGGUAACAUUUACUUAAAUGAUCAUAAAGUUUAAUAGGCUAUUCUUUUAUUUUUAAUAGAAAUAUAUAUAUAUAUGAAGAGGCCCGAAAAGGCCGGAGUAAAUAUAAACGCUAUAAAGCGGACAAAAUAUCGGGCCCGUACGCCAGACUACGUUACGAAAACCCUGUUUGUUAAUGGAAAUGUAAUGAUUUAAUAAACGAAUAGAAAACGUUCACUUUUUAAUUUAGAAUAUCAAAGAGAAGUUUAAUAUUUGGGAAGCAGGUGUUAGACUAGCUUUGAAUAUCUACCAUUUCACAUAAGUGUAUAUAUUUUAGAGGGGAAAAAAGAAAUGGGAAAGGGCGUUAUUUUCACGACCCACAAGGCAAAAAAAAAAAAAAAAAGAAGAAAAUAAAAGAGUAUUGGUUUAUCAAAUUUGAGAUUAUCGCCAGUAAUAUUCUGUGCGCAUAGCAAAUACUUGAAACGCUUUCGCGUCCAACUGCGCCUAAAAUGGAGUCUGGUAGCGGGGCAGGGGGGACGACGAGUUACGAAACCGCAGGACUUCACGUAACCGCAAACUGUCCUCAACAUUAGGGGAUUUACAGCGUCCACAAAUACCUGAAAGCAAAGAUCAUUUAAAAAUACAGAAGAGUCACGAUAAAAAUCACGUUUUUAUUCUUAAAAAUUAGGGAAGAAAGCCCUAACGAAUUCAAUGUUUAAACCAGAUACUUCUGUUUGUAUAAACUGAUCAGACGACCAUCUGAGCAGCGCAGCAGAGGCCAUGCAGGCCCCGGUGAGCGCUUCUGUUUAGCGGCUAUAAUUCUGAGACAACUGUGGAAAAAUAUUAAGUCAGCAUUUGUAACGUGUUUAGUGUUACUCUGACAAACAAAAAAAAGGUUGAUGUACAAUUAAAUCAUGUCGUUAUUAGGAAAAAAAAACCCCACAAACCAGGUCAGUUAAUGUUUUUAUUUCUCAAAAAUAUUCACAUAACAAAAUAGGCUUAAAAUCUUCAAACAAAAUAGUUCAUUGAAAAAAAAUAAAUAAAUAAAAUAAAUUCAAUUCCAUGUAAUGAAACCUAUCAUUACCUGCAGAGGGUCUGAGAGCAUUCAGAGUGUGUGAGUGGUCAACUUUGCUUCAGCAGCACGAUCAAUACUGGAGACUUCAGCUAGUCUUAACUCCAAUAUUUACGUGCUGCUACAGUAAAGCGACCAGCCGGUCAGAAUGAUAAAUGCCCUGGAACCGUUUCAUCAUCGUCAUUAGCAGCACAAUUAUCUGAAUAACAUGAGCUCAGGCAGCCAGUGGUCAUCAAAGACAUCUGGAGGGGCUUAAAGCUGAUCGCUUGCAUGUUGUGUUAUUCAGGCUUUAUUGCGGCAGCACGGCAUGGCCUGCAUCUCAGAGUAACCCACAAACCAUUCUGUGCUGCUACAGCAUCACCAGAAACAUCUGCUCCUCCUCUUCGGCACUCUGCACUUGCCUUGUUGCCCGCGCUUCAAAUGGAUUCAUCUAAGUAAGAGGGCGGAGACGAUCAGCAUCCACGUCUUCCAUCUCCAUCUGAAACAGAGGAAAGGACAAUUCAGGCUGUGACUUCUGCAAAAGAGAUGUCUUCUAGUCUGGAAAAAACAAAACAAAACAACUUUCACAACAUUUCAGAGACUGGCUACAGCAGUUUGGGCACAAGGAGACGGCUUUGAUGUCGGAUGACAAAGUUCUUGGCUCGGCGUCUCUGAGCUGCUGGAUGAGGACGAGGUCCAGCCUCUCCACGGAACGGCACCGUUCGGUCUUUCUACAUUCAAAAACUAUUUCUCCACGCACGUGGCUUAAUGCACAAAGGCGUCGUCAUGUUGAAAUGUUGAGAGAAGGGGGCCUGUCCCAGACUGUUGCCACAGCACUGGCAGUAGUGUUGACAAAGAUCAGCUUUAUGCCAUGUAGUACAAGGAUUCCCAAAACACUUGGAGACGUUUCCACUGGCCACAUGGCGCAACAGAGGCGUUUUAUAUUGUGAGGUCAAGUAUUUAAGUAAACUGAGUGGUUUCAUUAGAAAUGUACUGAUCAGUUUUCCUGACCAAUGCCGAUUUCCGAUCUGUCAUUCUGAUUAAUGAAAAAUUGUAAUGUAACAUGCAGAGGAAAACAUGUAUAGCUCAAAAGGUUAUUUGAUAGAGGUAGUAGUUUUGAACUAACAGGAAUAUUUAUUUACUUAUAACAGGCAAAAAAGAGUAAAAACUGAAAAAAAGAAACAACCAUGCUAACUGACAUGUAAUUUCACAUAAUUUGUUCAAAAAGGAGCAGGUAGAAGAUAAUUAAGGAAUUAUAUGUUCUCCAUUUCAUCCCAAAUUUCUUUUGGUGUGUUUAAAGAUUGGAAAUGCUGAGAGCUCAUGCUUUAAUGAAUAGAAAGAAUCCUAUCAGUGGAAAAUAGGCCCUGUUCUAAUCUCUUGGGAUUAUUGAUUGGUGCACCUCUAGAUUAAUUAAAAUAAUAAAAAAAAAAACAGCAGCAAAACUGCAUUAAAAGCUCUGUAAAACCCAGGCAGCGACAAAAAAAAAAUCUGAACAUAAUCAGUUACUAAUCUUACAAACAGGAGAGACACGCUGCUUUGUGUCAAGUUGACUGUAUUAACUAUUUCAAACGCAGCAGCAAAUUUAUUUCCAAACACUAAAAAAAGCACCGUAAGCAAAAUAAUCACAACACACUUGUAAGAUAUGUGUGGUGUGGCUUCAGUUUGAUAGUAAGAGUAAUAACUCUUACAAACGCUCAUAUUUAACUUUUAUGAGAAGGGUGAAGGUUGUAUUUCUAUAUUUUAUAAAAAGUAAUAAACUAACCAGCAACCAAAGAAAAACACAUAAUUUCUAUAUUCAAAGCAAGAAAGAACUAUCAUAUAUUUUAUUUAUACAUAAAGAAAACACAUGUCAAACUUUCUUGAGAAUUAUGACAUUCAAGGUAGCAAUUAUAAUCUAUUUGAAGCUUAAAGUUAUUUGAUCUUGAUAGAAAUCCCAGUGGAGUUGGGAUGUGGUGUUGCCACUAGAGGUCUCAAUGGACCCGUGAUUAUAACUUUACUCUGAAAUGGACUCAAUAGCCAGAAUCUAAUAAGAUCACAUUCAACUUCUCUUUAUAAUGUCACAGGGAACUAAUGCAGGUCAGUCUGUCGACACAAACGCCACAGCGCAUUAGAUGGUGGAUUAAUUGGAGUAAAGCAAAUUUUAAAGCAGUUAAGAACUCGGGUUUAGCUUUCAUUUACCUCCUAUGCUGUCUGAUAAACAAAGGUUCUAAAAUAAAUGUUAUUGUGUAAAGACAGAACACAUUCUGUUAUGAAAACUAGACUUUUAUGUGGUGCAUGUUGCUGAUACUAAAAUUCAAAGAGGCUAUAUGCAUAAUUUAAUUUACAAGUCAACACAGGAUGGCUAUUAAUAGCUUAACGUGGACUUAAUAUUUGGUGGUAAAGAAGAGAAAAACAGAAAGACGUAAGUGAACUUCUGACAUGAAAGCGAAAUUUGAAAAUGCUUUGAUUAAUGUCUUCACCUGACUACUGUAAGAAGUUAACAAACAGUCUAUGUUAAUCAUUUUUAGAUUAAUAACACUUUAAUAAGAGCAUUUUUAAAACUCAGAUGAAAAGUGUGUUGAAAGCUUCUUUUGCAUGACUAACUUUAGUCAUAGUUAAAGAUAUGGGACUUGUGACUCUCUUCCUACCUUAAGGCAUAAAUGCUUUCUCAAACAAUGACACGCACCAGAAAUUUAUUAGGUGACAGAAUGUCAGACCAGACUGGUUCAGCAGCUGUAUUAACACCCUGGCACUACAGACAGUAGCACAGUGUGUGGAAGACACUGAGGGCCAAUGAGUUCAGCAUGUUACCCCCCAAGGGUUUUAAUGCGGAUAACUAAAGCAGCACAUUUAAAAGGAAAUUUUAGUCACUCACUGGCAAUACCAUAAUUUAAAAACUACAUCUCUCACUACCUACAAGGCAAUCUUUUGGAAGGCAAUUUUAAAGGCAGCAAAAAGUGGUAUUUGUGAGUCUUGUAUAUGUACGAAGUAAAGAAGAAAAAACGAUUUUGAGAUUAUAUCAUAAGUAUGCUGAUAAGCAUCAUGGUACUAUCCUAAAAGAGUAGAAAACUUAAGCACAUAAGAUAUCUGACUUUUGGUAUAGUGUAGAGCCAUUAAAACGUUACGUCCAGGAAUUAGAAAAUUGUUUAUGAAAAUGGGACAUACGGUGUAAUUCAAAGCUCAAAACAACUACACCUCCUCUCAAAACAUGCAAUAGCUGCCAAGUCAAACAAUCUCAGAUUCCAAAAUAAUAAUAAUAAUAAAAAAAAAAAUUAAAACAAGGUACAACCUUGAAACUGAAGAAAACACACUCGGGAGAAAAUGCUUUCCCUUAAAAGAGUGUUAUCCACUUAUUAUAAAAAUAAAUAAAUCAAAAAAUGUAGAAGUUGUUUUAAGAUAUUCAGAAUCACCAGUAUACACAGAUGUAGAUAGUUUAAUACCAGGAUAAAAGACACCACAUCUCAAAAAGCACAUCGACACUUAAGUCACAGUAGAAAGAAAUAUUUAAAUACAAGCAUCUGUAACACUGCAUGGAUAAAAUAUGUGCAUCCAAGCACAAUUGAUGCAAGAUUCGUUUACUGUACUCUGGAUUGGGGAAAAAAAUAAAUAAAUCUAAGCAAUUCCUUUCAAAAAUAGAAAAAUAAAAUAAAAAAUCUUCUUGA
This is a messenger RNA of Gambusia affinis (western mosquitofish), 7833 nucleotides long. It is a transcript of the gene trim13, whose product is annotated as tripartite motif containing 13. Lineage: Eukaryota; Metazoa; Chordata; Actinopteri; Cyprinodontiformes; Poeciliidae. The transcript has 2 exons. Gene Ontology annotation, biological process: innate immune response; positive regulation of macroautophagy; positive regulation of canonical NF-kappaB signal transduction. Bases 138 to 1430 code for a protein of 430 amino acids. The record is from RefSeq and is a predicted model, not a curated record. Gene Ontology annotation, molecular function: zinc ion binding.